CUUGUUUUCAAUUAUACCAGUUCCAAGUUUACAGAUAACCUAACAAAGCAAACUAAAAAUUAACAUGGUUGGAAAGUUCUUAUAUUUUGCUUAUGGUAGCAAUUUGUUGGAACAAAGAAUCCAUAUUAAUAAUCCUACUGCAGUUAGGCAUGGUAUAGGAAAAUUACAGGAUUAUCAACUGGAUUUCGUUACUUACUCGAAAAUAUGGAAAGGUGCUUCUGCAACUAUUGUCCCCAAAAAAGACAGUCAUGUUUGGGGAGCUCUUUGGGAAAUUGAUAUGGUUGAUAUGGAACAUUUAGAUAAUCAAGAAGGGGUGAGCCACAAAAUUUACUUCCCACUGACUGUUGAAGUUGAAACUCCAAUAGGAAAGAAAUUAAAUUGCAGAGUUUAUAUUCAAACUGCAAAAGUACCAGAUGUGGUGCCAUUAGAAGAUUUACCUCCUGAACGAAAACCAUCUGCAGUAUAUAUAAACACUAUGUUGAAAGGAGCAAAGGAGUCUGGAUUACCUGGAGAGUACCAAGAAUUUCUUGGAAGAGUUGCACAUAAUGGAUAUAAUGGAGAAAUUGACAUCGGUACACAACUGAAUCUUAAAUAAUAAGUUAUUAUUAAAAAUUAUA
Messenger RNA from Anoplophora glabripennis (Asian longhorned beetle), 617 nucleotides. RefSeq names its product gamma-glutamylcyclotransferase-like. Gene Ontology annotation, molecular function: gamma-glutamylcyclotransferase activity. The transcript has 4 exons. The record is from RefSeq and is a predicted model, not a curated record. NCBI's taxonomy places the organism in Eukaryota, Metazoa, Arthropoda, Insecta, Coleoptera, Cerambycidae. Bases 65 to 595 code for a protein of 176 amino acids.